Messenger RNA from Brettanomyces bruxellensis, 1677 nucleotides. RefSeq lists its product as uncharacterized. The transcript has a single exon. The coding region runs from base 1 to 1677 and encodes 558 amino acids. Lineage: Eukaryota; Fungi; Ascomycota; Pichiomycetes; Pichiales; Pichiaceae. The record is from RefSeq and is a predicted model, not a curated record.
AUGCAACUUCAAGAGUCUGAUAAGACCGAGCCAACUAAUAAUAUAUGUGUGUGUGUAACAAGCCUUCAUGAUAAGACUCAACAUUAUGAUAUUGAACAUAACGAUGAUUUAAUAAGGACACCAAAUGACAUAUAUUCCUUGAUUAAAAGCAAAAAAAGCUCCGCUAUUCAAUUCUAUGGCGAAACAAAGACAAGUGUAUUCGAAUACUUUAUAAAUAUCCUUAUUGAUGAUAUGGCCUACCCAUUUUUUGAGAAUGAUUCCUCACAUUUUAUCAAUGACAAGGACCCGAUUGUCAGACGAAUGUUGAAAAAGGUAUUGCCAAAACUUCAAAAUUUUAUCAACAUCAUAAGUCGGUAUGACAAUCCAACAGCUCAAAGAAAGUUCUCUCUAAUCAUUGUUCCACGCUUAAAACAAUCUUGGUCAUUACUUUGGAUUCAGUUUACAAACCACAAGAAAUUUAUAAAUCUUCGUCAAAUUGAUACUCGUCCAAAAUACAUCAGUGAAAUUCCAUAUAACUUGAAGACAUUUACGAGGGCCUUGUUGAAAAGUGUUUUACGAAUACCAGAAAAUGAAGAAAUUAUACUGCAGUAUUCUCACGUGACCCCCUUUCUUGAAAGUGAACGGUUUUCCAAUGAUGAAUUAUUAAUUUCAAAUAUUUGGGCUAUAUUGAAAGGAUAUGAACAAUGUGGAUUCAACAUUGAUCCAAAAGCGGCACUUUUAAGAUCAACACCUAUCCCAUUUUCCUGUGAAAACUUAGAGGAUGUUAGGAAUAGAGUUUCGGCGGAAUCUAGCGAAAUGGACGAAAAACCUAACAAUGAAAUUGCAUUGAUUAAUACUGGAGCAUACCCUCUUUUAGAAGACGUAAAUAAUGAUGAAAAAAAUAAAAAAGGGUCGAAACAAUUUGUCAUAACGGAUUCUGAGGAUCGACAAUCAAAAACAGAAAGCAUAAAUGAACUGCCAACUGUACACGGAGUAAAGCAUCCAAGAGCUUCCGAAAACAAAGAAUAUAUCUCAUCAGAACGAAAAAAGAAGAGAACAAACAUGAAUGCUUUGACAGGAGCGCAUAACUCGCAAGGAAGGAAAUAUAGCGAACCUUAUGUGACGGAUAAAAAUUUAAAAUCGAUUAAAGAGCAUAUUCCGUACGAUAAAGAAAAGUUACAAGAAUUACUGCUCGAGUUCGAGGAAGUAUACAAUAACAUACAAAAACAGUUUUAUUCUAGGUGGUCUAACAGUUCACCUACUGAUGAACGGCUCAGUGCUCGAAGUUUUGUUUUUCCAAUGUAUGGCCCGACCCAGAUAGAGUAUGAAAUUCUUACUAAUUAUGGAGUGGUCGCUACGAAAAAUCUUUUACGCAAGCUUGCUGAACUAGACAUUUAUCCAAAUAAGCAACAGAUGAGAGCAAUAUCAAAUGCAAGACGGUGGAUCAAUCAACGGUUUAGAUGCGAUUUUGAUAGAGGUUGCGUUUACUAUCUGAGAAAUCCACAUGUUCUCAUUCCAAGCUAUAAAGAUAUUCCAUACAUCAUUCUGGCCACACACCUAUAUUAUAAUUGUUGCGAUGGCUUCGACACACACAACAGGCUCAAAGGCGGCUGGUACAUUAGCAGAAAGUGUGUGGAUUGGGUUAUUUCUCGAUGCUAUAAAUGUGAACAUAAGAGAAAUAAGGAACAAGGUAGCUGA